AUGCUUGAUUUCGUACAUUACCAAGAUGGGGCUACCAGCAUUCCUGAGGAUAUCGAUGUUCAACUUCCUUUACGACUUUUUGACGACGACCUACUGGCGAAGCCUCGCCGUGGUAGAAUACCGACUAGACCCCCCAAUAAUUUCCUAAUUUUUAGGACAGCAUAUACGAGGGUUCUGCAAUCUCGGGGCUUCUGGGACUUAAGAAUGAGAGAGGUCACCCGGAGGGCGGCGAAAGCAUGGUCUGACGCAUCAGCGGAUGUUAAAGCCGAAUGUAGGAGGUUGGCUUCUCAUGCUAAAAAAAGGCAUGAGGAGGUAUACGGACCGCCCCCAAAGAGGACUCGUAAAAGACGACCAAAUAAUGCUAGGAUUGAAGAUGAUACGGAGCAAAUACCAAUUCCCGAUGCAAUAGUGUACCCUACACCACAACCGACAUCUUUUUAUUUUGAAGAUAUCAUAGCGCCACCUUACAACUGGCAGCCGGAAAUGUAUGGAAUGUUCUCUCCUUCUACUACCGAGAGUGAAGAUUCUUCAAAUAACCAACAAUAUAAUACGAUUUAUUCAUCGUUGUAA
Funneliformis geosporum is the source of this 570-nucleotide messenger RNA. NCBI's taxonomy places the organism in Eukaryota, Fungi, Glomeromycota, Glomeromycetes, Glomerales, Glomeraceae. The record is from the annotation of a GenBank genome assembly.